AUGCUGCUCCCUCUCACGUUAUCUUUCCUUUGUCCCCCUCGGUUUCCCCUUCGUUUCUCCCGGUCUCCCCGUUUCUCCGACUCCACGCCUCCCCGUCUCCCGGUUUCCCGGCGCUUCAUCCCUUACUACCGGCAGAAUUACCGCGAAGCGGCUCGUUUGAGGGACGCGAUUCGGGAAGUGAAAGCGCGGGAUCCGGUGCGACGACUGCAGCAGCAGCUGGAAGCCGCGAUCGCCGGGGAGCGGUACGAGGAGGCGGCGACGCUCAAGGAGGAGCUUGCGCGAAUCGCCCCGCCCCCGCCUCCCGCGCCCGCCCUCCCCGCUUCUUCCUGCACCAGCGACACUCUCACUGAGGGAGUGCGAGUGGUGGUGCGCAGUGUGUAUGUGCGGCACCGCAGCGACCCCGAACGCUCGCACUUCUUCUUUGCAUACCGCGUGCGCAUCACCAACGAGGGCUCUCGCGUCGUGCGCCUCGUCAGCCGCCACUGGCUCAUCAUCAACGGCAAGGGGCGCGUGGAGCACGUCAGGGGCCCUGGAGUGGUGGGACAGCAGCCAGUGCUGCCACCAGGGGCAUCAUUUGAGUACACGUCUGUCUGCCCUCUAGACACUCGCAACGGAGCUAUGAUACUACUCUGCGAUUCAGGAAGUUGGAGUGAAUGCACCAUGGCGAUCACCGGUGAGAACAGCACCGGUGAUGAAGACGACGAUGCCCUUUACGCCGCCACCGAGAUGCGGGAGGCCAAAACAGGACUAGACUUUCUAGUCUCCGUGCUCUCCCAUGAAAAAGAGAAGCAAGCUCCCCUCACUUCAGGAGCAUACACUGGUGAAGCGUCUGACCUCUGCCGCGGCGACGAUCGCCCCCAGCCCGCGCAUACUGCUCAGCCGGUCGUGGCGUCAGCAGCUGGCCCGAGCGUCCGCUUGCCAUCUCGUGCCUCGUCGUCGAAGCCUCCGCCUCGUUACAAGCAGGCCGUGCUCCGCUGGGCCGAUCCAACAGCUCCUGACCGUGCUCUCGCUAAUGCCGGCGAGUCGGUAAACCAUGUUACGGCCACUCCCUCCAAGUCAAAAAAACCGUCACUAACCGCUCUGAUUUACGAGGAUGCAUUGGACUCGUUCAAGUCCACGUGGUCGACAGACUACCCAUGGCUCGUACUCCUCAAAAACACUUCUAGCAUGCCUGCGUUCAAGUGCAGAUUGUGCAUGGACUUUGCAGGUGACGGGGGCAAGUGUGGCAAGAGUGGGCACGGUGCAACCGAUCUUCAGACCCAAGCCUUCAAGCGGCAUGCCGCAACGAACAAGCACCAGUUGGCCAUCGAGCACCAGAUGAAGAUGCUAGCUCAGGCUGGGAAGCAGUCGCGGAUUGACCAGCAUCCGCUCGCCAGGGAUGACGAGACGACCCGCGUCAUCGCCCUCCUAAACUCCCUUCACUUCACAACCCAGAACCACCUGCCGAUGGAGACGUGGGUGAGCCUCAUUCGGUACAUGGCUAAGAACGAAGUGCCCGGCUUCCCCAAAAAGGGAUACGGCACUUAUUACACCACGUAA
This is a messenger RNA of Closterium sp. Naga37s-1, 1539 nucleotides long. The record is from the annotation of a GenBank genome assembly. Lineage: Eukaryota; Viridiplantae; Streptophyta; Zygnematophyceae; Desmidiales; Closteriaceae.